UGGCACACCGCUCAUCUCAAGACUCGGAUGAAGAGACCAUAAUUCGUGUUUCAAAAUACAGCAGGAAAACAAACCAAUCGAAGCGCUGCUGGUAUGCAAAAAGUAUUCUUUGGAAGUGAAUCAUGGAAAAUUCUGAACAGUAUACGGUGUGUCUUGAUGAAGAUAAAAUAAAAUUAACAGCACAAGAAGACGAUGUAUCAACGACAGUCCUCUUCUCUGCCUCUGGUGAGAUGGAGGAGAAGAUGAUAAAUGAAAGAUGUUCCAUCUAUGAAAAGAUGGAGCGCUCUUUCUUCGGUGAGAAACUCGUAUAUGUUCUCUCAGUGACAAGUGUUCUCGUAUUAACCUGUUCGCUGACUGCUUUCCAGUGGAAUAUCCCCUACAUCUAUCUGAUCCUCCUCACAGUCACAAUGCCUAUGAGAGUCUAUAGAUAUUGGCAAAUGAAACAGCAGUUCUUUCUCCUGGAUUGGUGCUAUGUGUCCAAUUUUCUUCUCCUGAUAUAUAUCAUAGGUUUUCCAGAGAACGGUACCUUCUUCACCGUCGUCUUCGGGUUGUCCAACGGUCCUGUAGCCUGGGCCAUCCUGACCUUCCGUAACUGCUUGGUACUGCACAGUGUGGAACGCAUGACCAACCUCAUCAUCCAUAUCUUACCCAUGCUUGUCACAUACUCUAUCAAAUGGUAUCCGGUCCAAACGGGGAGUUUAUGGGUUAGGAGUUUCUCUCAGACGCCGAUGAUACUGACCACUGAGGAACUACGAUCCGAAGAGAGUCUUGUAUGGUUAAUGGUGCUACCCCUUGGAGUUUACAUGACCCAUUCGAUUUUGUACGUGGUUCUGAUCACGGGAGUUGUAAAGCCUGCAGAAGAAUACAGCAACAUAUACAGAUACAUGUCUGAGCCUCCGGGAUCGUUGGCAAAAGUAACCAGUUGUGCAGGUGAAAGAUUUCGACCGGUAGUCUUUCUCAGUUUGAACGGUACCUACGCCGCCUUAACGUUAGUUGGGACGUGGUUAUGGUUUCAGUUCCAUGUCGCUCAUAUACUCUUUGUCUGUCUGAUGGUGAUGAUAGCUACAUACAAUGGAGCCACGUUCUACCUGCAUCCUUUCAUGCAGAAAGGCUUAGCUGCUGACCCUUACAGAGUUUGCGGGCGAGAAUACUUCUAGGUAUCCAAGCUUUCUUUGACCUUGGAGCAUGGAACUUUUGUCAGUGAUUUUGCACAGAAUAAUUUGCCCUCUUAGCCAAUCCAGACGCACAGAUUUGCAGUAGCUCUCAUCAAGGCAUCGUUGGUGAAAAUUACCGACCAUUUGUUUUAUGAAAUGCUCACCAAAACUUGAAGUACACUCGAUGACAAGUGUUCCUGCACUGGGAAAGUGCCCCAAGUUUCGCUGCAAACCCUCGGCAAAUCGUGGGUUAAACAGAUUUUCCGACUAAUCCGUUUAAGUUGACAAUUACGGUCGGGCUCCUGGACAAGUAUCAGAAGCAAACAAUUUUUAAUGCUAUGAUUUCUUUAUUCACAGCCAUGUAGUCAUGAAACUUAUGACCAACUUUCUCAAAGUUCAAAUAAAAAGCUUCAAAUUCUACGAUUUGUGACAUAUGUUAGCGCACUUGGCGAUAUAAUGUGAUGUUGUGACGGCGCGGGGGUUGUUUCAAGCUGAAAGGAGAAUGAUAAGUUUGGCGCAAAUAUUCAUUGCUGAAUGAUGCAAGUCUCGUCUCCGAUUUCUUUACAAGGUACUUUAUCGGGAGUCAGAACAGAUACUUUUAAACGUUAUAUUAUGGAGCUAUUAGGCCCUACUAGAUUUGUUUUCCAACACGUGAUAUUUUUUACUCUUGCAGUGUAAGAUUAUGCAUAUUCACAGGGCGCUUUAUAAUUCUCACUUCUUACUCAAUCGAUGUAUGAGAGUGCACCUUUUCUGAAUGGAUUAUAUUGUAUUACAUUGAUUACAGGAUGUACUUGUUCUUCCUCUCAAUAUUUGGGUGAAAGCCAAAAGAAAUGGUUAGCGCCCUUCGUAAUCAACUAGUAAUUUGUUAUGAAUACACUAUCAUUACACUUGAUUAAACAAAGUCUCUAUUUUUAGAG
Lytechinus variegatus (green sea urchin) is the source of this 2071-nucleotide messenger RNA. Its product is annotated as glycerophosphocholine acyltransferase 1-like. NCBI's taxonomy places the organism in Eukaryota, Metazoa, Echinodermata, Echinoidea, Temnopleuroida, Toxopneustidae. The record is from RefSeq and is a predicted model, not a curated record. The transcript is spliced from 7 exons. The coding region runs from base 123 to 1157 and encodes 344 amino acids. Gene Ontology annotation, biological process: phosphatidylcholine biosynthetic process.